This is a messenger RNA of Drosophila teissieri, 1504 nucleotides long. RefSeq lists its product as uncharacterized. The transcript is spliced from 3 exons. The coding region runs from base 104 to 1345 and encodes 413 amino acids. The record is from RefSeq and is a predicted model, not a curated record. Lineage: Eukaryota; Metazoa; Arthropoda; Insecta; Diptera; Drosophilidae.
ACCCCUUGGAAACUACUGUACAGAAACGUUCUUGUCAAAAUUGUACGUUGUAUAAUUGUGGAAAUAUUGUGAGCGGAGAUAGAGAGGAAUACUUGUAUUCAAAAUGCGCUUUGAUCUGAAGGAAUUGCUCCUGGUUUCCAUGUCCGCCAGUUCAGAUGGAGUCAUACGUCGCCACAAGAGAUUCAAAUUCGGCCAAGUGAGCUACCUGGUGCACUACGAGCUGCACCAGGGAAAGCUGAUGAUCCGCCAUGUGAAGAGGAUGCGACGCACUCCCUCCUUGAGCAGUCGUCUGCAAAAGCGUCGUCGUCGUCUUUUGAAGCGGAUGCUGAACGGAGGCAGUGCACCCACAGCGGUCGUCCAGCCACCACGGCUGAUGCAGAGCACCACCAGCCAAACGCAGCUGCAGGAGUGGUUCAACAGCCAGGUGGACACCUCGGACCUGGUCAGCAACAUCUCCAGGGAGGCACAGACCCAUGAGCCCGGCCAGCAACUCACGAGCAUAGCGGUGGGCACAGAAGUUGAGCUGGACAGCAGGGCCAGCCAAACGCUGCUCCAAGAGUGCACAUCCAGUCAUGUGGACACCUGCGACUUGAUCAUCACCAUUGCCAGGGAUCAGCAGACCUUCCAUCCCGACCAUGUGACCCUUGCCAGCCAAACAGAUACCCACGACCUGCAUUGCAACACCACCCAGACGGAUCUAAGCUCCAAGACCACCAACACGCAGACCAAGCUGGCCAAGCUGACCUGCCUGGGCACCCAAACGAUGGUUCACUGUACCACUGCCACGGUACAAACCCAGAGACACCGCCAACACAUCAGCACGCAGACCAUCGACGACGAGGAGGAGCUAAUCAAGCCCCAUCUGCAGGCCCUGUAUCUCAUCCACGAAUCUAUCAAGAACCAGAGCAACCUCAUCCAGAAUGAGGUGCUGGAAGCCGUCAAUCAACUGGUUGAUAUCAGCCUGCUGCAGGUGAAGCAAAUGCGCAUGGAGUUGGACCUGCCCAGGGAGGCGUCCUUGGAGCCAAUGACACCCAUCCCGUCGAGCCAGAUCGGGGAUAGUCAGCCAAAGGAGAAUUCCUCGGCCAAGACUGACUCAUGCAAAUUGGAGCCCAAGUACAGGAUUGUAAGAGUCGUCAAGGACAAGAGGAGUUCCUUGGGUCGCUUGUGGAACUGUACGCAGAAGUGCAAGGGCUGUGGUCUGCACAUGCACCGCACCAGGCACCGGGUGACCAGCGAAAACCAAGGAACCCAGACGGAAGUGGAGACGGAGGACGCGGUGGUCAGGAGCGAAGUGGCGACGCAGACGGAAAGGGAGCGAGCAUUCUGGACCAUGAAACGCAUCUAGAGAGGAUUGCACACAGUCCUGGGAACUUACCCCAGCAGCCAGGCCGCCGUUCUCAUCCAGCUUGGACUCAUGUUGAUGAACUUGUGCCUUCUGAUUGACACUUUUAGCAUGUGGCAAGCGACGAUUUCAAGUAAUCAAGUAAACGCAAUCGAAUCACAA